AUGAACUCUGAAGAAAUAGAUUCACAAUUAACUUUAGGAAUAUCCAGUGAAGAUUUGGAAGUUUCGCAUGGAGAGAUAGUCAACCAACACACACAGACCAUCAAGUUUGGUGAUGACUAUAAUCAACCACUAUCAGUUGGAGUAUUACCAACAUCAUUACAAUCAUUGGUGUUUGGUGAUGACUAUAAUCAACCUCUAUCAGUUGGAGUAUUACCAACAUCAUUACAAUCAUUGGUGUUUGGUAGAGACUAUAAUCAAGCAAUAUCGGUUGGAGUAUUACCAUCAUCAUUACAAUCAUUGAAGUUUGGUAGUGGAUAUAAUCAACGUCUAUCAUUUGGAGUAUUACCAACAUCAUUGCAAUCAUUGGAGUUUGGCACCCUGGGAGGUACAAAAUCAGCCUUAAGAUUUUUCUGUGAUUUCCAACAGCCAAUAGGAAUUAGUAAACACUUCAUAAAGUCAUUGUCAUACGGAGUAUUGAAGCUUCCGAGUUUCAAAGAUCAAGUACUCGUUCUAUUGAAUGGCAACACGAAUGAGCAAUUAAAUUUAGAAUCAAAUUCAACUCGCAACCCAAAUCCCAACUCAAUCAAUUACGAUGAGAACUAUUUAAUAAGAUACCCUAUCGACCACUCUUCCUAUGUUACAGUCAACUCUAACAAAUAUUAUAAGCUUCACUCUUUUCCAUACUCUGUCAACAAAGUAUUUUUAGUAAUGUGCGAAUCAUCAGGUGAAUUGUUUGCUUGCAAAGAAAUAGAUUACUCCUCCAAUCAAUCGAUCUAUGACAAAGCCCAAUUUGAAAUCACAACGAUGAAACUAUUCGCCAACGACGAUAUGUUUGUUCAAUACAAAGAUCACCAAGAUGACAUAGAUUCAAAAAAGAUAUAUCUUUUGACACAUUUCUGUGAAGGUGGUGAUUUAGAACAAUUAUUUCAAUCAAUCUAUAAAUGCAAUGAAGCUGAAAAAAGAAAGCCAAGUCCACAAUAUAAAUAUAUCUCAGAAUCAGAAAUAUGGGUCUAUAUUCGACGAUUAUUCCUCAUACUUGAAAAACUAUCUCGACACAAUCUUGCACAUCUUGAUAUCAAACCACUCAAUCUAUUCAUUCGAAAUGAUGGUCAAAUAGUUCUUGGUGGGUUUGGUUGUUGUCACUAUUUCGUUGAUCAAAAUCGUUCAAUCAUCUAUGAUCACAAGAUCGAUAAUCAAGAAGAUCAUGGGGAAAUAACACAAUAUGCAAAUAUGAUAGCUACAACACUUGUAACUCGUGGAACAAGAGGAUAUUAUGCACCGGAAUCAAAACAUAAGAAAUAUUACGCAUCAAGUGAUAUAUAUUCGGUUGGUUCAACUCUGUUUCAUUUACUUUCAUGUCACCCAGACGAUAUUGAAAAUAGAAAACAAUUUAUCAUGAACCACAAAAAUAACAACUUUGAUAUGGACCAUAUUAAAAUAUCAACUGAUAGAUACUCCGAACAUUUAAUUAAUUUUGUCAAGAAACUAUUAAUCGCAACACCUCAUGAUCGUCUCUCAUUGGAUGAUUUGAAUGGAGAGAUAAUCAACGAACACACACAGAGAAUCACAUCAUUUUUAAUCAACCAACGACAAAUUCUAACAAACACAACAACAUUAAUAUUGGAUGGUGAAUUCAACAGUCCUCUCAGAGGAUUACUUCCACCAACACUUUUGGAAUUAAAAUUGGGAGGAAACUUUAAUCAACCAAUAUAUGAGGGUGAUAUUCCCUUUGGAGUUGAAACAUUGUCGUUUGAUAAAGACUAUAACCAACCGCUAUCAGUUGGAGUAUUACCAUCAUCAUUACAAUCAUUGGUGUUUGGUUAUGACUAUGAUCAACCUCUAUCAGUUGGAAUAUUACCAACAUCAUUACAAUCAUUGGUGUUUGGUAAUAGAUAUAAUCAACCUCUAUCAGUUGGAGUAUUACCAUCAUCAUUACAAUCAUUGGAGUUUGGUUACGACUAUAAUCAACCUCUACCAGUUAGAGUAUUACCAUCAUCAUUACAAUCAUUGAAGUUUGGUGAUAGAUAUAAUCAAGAAAUAUCGGUUGGAGUAUUACCAACAUCAUUACAAUCAUUGGUGUUUGGUUAUGACUAUGAUCAACCUCUAUCAGUUGGAGUAUUACCAACAUCAUUACAAUCAUUGGUGUUUGGUGUUGACUAUAAUCAACGUCUAUCAGUUGAAGUAUUACCAACAUCAUUACAAUCGUUGAUGUUUGGUGAUAGAUAUAAUCAAGCACUACCAGUUGAAGUAUUACCAUCAUCAUUACUAUCAUUGAAGUUUAGUGAUAGAUAUAAUCAACCUCUAUCAGUUGGAGUAUUACCAACAUCAUUACAAUCAUUGGUGUUUGGUAAUAGAUAUAAUCAACCUCUAUCAGUUGGAGUAUUACCAACAUCAUUACAAUCAUUGGUGUUUGGUAGUAGAUAUAAUCAACCUCUACCAGUUGGAGUAUUACCAUCAUCAUUACGAUCAUUGGUGUUUGGUAUUCACUAUAAUCAACGUUUACCAGUUGGAAUAUUACCAUUAUCAUUGAAAUCAUUGACGUUGGGUAAUAGAUAUGAUCAACCAAUAUCAAUCGGAGUAUUACCAACUUUACAAACUUUAAAGUUUGACUGCCCAGGAAAGUCAGUUCUAACAUUUUUCUGUGAUUUCCAACAACCAAUUGAAAUCAGCACACGCUUCAUUAAUUCGCAUUCAUAUGGAUUAUCGAAGCUUCCAAAUUGCAAAGACAGAACCCUAAUUUUAUCAAACGUUCCCAAUGAUCAAUUCGAGACAGAAUCAAGUUCAACUUUCGACACAAAUCCCAACUCUAUCAAUAAUACCAACCAUUUAAUACGAUAUCCCAUCAAAGUCGAGGAUUAUGUCAUAGUCAACUCUAACAAAUAUUAUAAGCUACACUCUUUUCCACACGCAACCAACAAAGUUAUUUUGGUGAUGUGCGAAUCAUCAGGUGAACUUUUUGUUUACAAAGAAAUAGAUUACUCCUCCAAUCAAUCAAUCUACAACAAAGUACAAUUUGAAAUCACAACGAUGAAACUAUUCAUCCAAGACUCUAUGUUUGUGCAAUACAAAGACCAUCAAGAUAACAGAGAUUCAAAAAAGAUAAAUCUUUUGACACAUUUCUGUGAAGGUGGUGAUUUAGAACAAUUAUGUCAAUCAGUGCAUCAAUGGAAUAAGGGGAAACCUUACCCAGAAUAUAAAUAUAUUACAGAAUCAGAAAUAUGGGUCUAUAUUCGACGAUUAUUCCAAAUAUAUGAUAUCUAUGGGGCUUGUCUCUCUUGGAACAAAAGGAUCAUUCGCAUCGAACCGACAACCCAAUUUCUAAUAUAUUUCGAAUCAAAACAACAAAAGAAAUAUGACCCUUCAAAUGAUAUAUAUUCAGUUGGAUCAACUCUUUUCCAUUUACUUUCAUGCCACCCAGAAGAUCAUGCAGACAGAAUCGAAUUUAUCGACAAACACAGAGAUAGUAAUGAUCAUAUUAAAAUAUCAACAGUUAGAUAUUCUGCAAAUUUAAUUAAUUUUGUCAAGAAACUAUUCGAAGAAACUGAAAAUCGUCUUACAUUGGCUUAUUUUAUUGCCCAAAUAUCCAACCAACACACACAGAGAAUCACAUCAUUUUCAAUCGAUCAAAUUCUAUCAAGCACGACAACGUUGAUAUUGGAUGGAGAUUUCAACACUCCUCUCAAUGAAGGAUUACUUCCAGAGACACUUAAAAUACUAAAGAUUUUGGGAAAGUUUAAUCAACCAAUCAAAGAGGGUGAUAUUCCUGAUAGUGUUAAAACAUUGAUGUUUGGUAACAGAUAUAAUCAACCACUGCCAGUUGGAGUAUUACCAUCAACAUUACAAUCAUUGGUGUUUGGUAAUGACUAUAAUCAACCUCUAUCAGAUGGAGUAUUACCAACAUCAUUACGAUCAUUGGAGUUUGGUUGGAGAUAUAAUCAACCACUAUCAGUUGGAGUAUUACCAAAAUCAUUAGAAGAAUUGAAGUUUGGUUGGAACUAUAAUCAACUUCUAUCAGUUGGAGUAUUACCAACAUCAUUAAAAUCAUUGGUGUUUGGUGGGGACCCAACAACUCCUUUAAUAUUAUUUGUCGAACAAAAAAACAACCAAUCCAUUGGUGUAAGCAGAAACUUUAUUAAAUUAAAAUCGCAUGGGGCCAUAAAACUCCCGGGUACCAAAUCUUCUCUCAUUCUUUCUACAUCACCGUCAGAACACAAUAUCGAUGUCGCUUCUAUUUUGGCCAACAAUUCCAAUUCAAUCCCGAACCAUUUAAUAAGAUAUCCAAUCAAAGUCGAAGAUUAUGUCAUAGUCAACUCUAACAAAUAUUAUAAGCUACACUCUUUUCCACACGCAACCAACAAAGUUAUUUUGGUGAUGUGCGAAUCAUCAGGUGAACUUUUUGUUUACAAAGAAAUAGAUUACUCCUCCAAUCAAUCAAUCUAUGACAAAACCCAAUUGGAAAUCACAACGAUUAAACUAUUCAUCAAAGACUCUAUGUUUGUGCAAUACAAAGACCACCAAGAUGACUCUGAUUUAAAAAAAAUAUAUAUUUUGACGCAUUUCUGUGAAGGUGGUGAUUUAGAACAUUUGUGUCAAUCAAUGACUAAAUGGAAUGAAUCUCAAAAACAACAACCUCCAAAAUAUAAAUAUAUUACAGAAUCAGAAAUAUGGGUCUAUAUUCGAAGAUUAUUCCUCAUACUUGAAAAACUAUAUCAACAUAAAAUUGCACAUCUUGAUAUUAAACCACUCAAUCUAUUUAUUGGGUCAGACGGCAAAAUAGUUCUUGGUGAUUUUGGAUCUAUCAAAUCCACAAAACGAGAGACCGAUGAUAAGACUGCCUCCUCUAUGAUAUCUUCAACACUUCCCUCUCGUGGAACAAACGGAUAUUACUCACCAGAAACAAAAGAAAAGAAAUAUUACCCCUCAAGUGAUAUAUAUUCGGUUGGAUCAACUCUUUUACAUUUACUUUCAUGUCACCCAGAUGAUAUUAUCAAUAGAAAAGAAUUUAUCAACAACCACAAGCAAUACAUACUCGAUUAUCAUAUUAAUAUAUCAACCGAUAGAUACUCUGAACAUUUAAUUAAUUUUGUCAUGAAACUAUUAACCACAACACCUGACGGUCGUCUCUCAUUGGAUGAUUUGAAUGGAGAAAUAGUCAACCAACACACACAAAGAAUCUCAUCAUUUUUAAUCGACCGACGACAAAUUCUAUCAAGCACAACAACAUUAAUAUUGGAUGGUGAAUUCAACACUCCUCUCAGAGGAUUACUUCCACCAACACUUACCGAACUAAAAUUGGGAGGAAAGUUCAAUCAACCGAUCAAAGAGGGUGAUAUUCCUAAAGGAGUAGAAACUUUGAUAUUUGGUCAAUCUUUUUGCUUGCCAAUUGAAAUGAACAAAAAGUCUACAAAUGGAAAAGACAUGGUUGUUGAGCCUAAAUUCCAACAGAGUGAAUACAAUGUUCACUUUGAUAUACAGAUCCUAUCGAAUAAAUCGAUGUCGACCUAUCUCCCCAACCAAGAAAGAUCGAUACCAUCAUCACUACAAUCACUGGCGCUUGGUGAUGGAUUUAAUCAACCUCUAUCAAUUGGAGUAUUACCAUCAUCAUUAAAAUCAUUGAUUUUGGGUGAUAAAUAUAAUCAACCUCUGUCAGUUGGAGUAUUACCACCAUCAUUAACAUCAUUGAAGUUUGGUUGGGAAUAUAAUCAACGCCUACCAGCUGGAGUAUUACCAUCAACAUUACAAUCAUUGGUGUUUGGUGAUAGAUAUAAUCAACCUCUAUCAGUUGGAGUAUUACCAACAAAAUUACUAUCAUUGGUGUUUGGUGAUGACUAUAAUCAACGCCUGUCAGAUCAAGUAUUACCAACAUUACAAUCAUUGAGGUUUGGCAAUAGAUAUAAUCAACCUCUACCGGUUGGAGUAUUACCAUUGUUACAAUCAUUGGAGUUUGGUGAUAGAUAUGAUCAACGUCUACCGGUUGGAGUAUUACCAACAUCAUUACAAUCAUUGGUGUUUGGUAAUAGAUAUAAUCAACCUCUACCAGUUGGAGUAUUACCAUCAUUAAAAUCUGCAUUAAUAUCUUUGAAGUUUGGUGAUUACUACAACCAAACCAUAUCAGUUGGAGUAUUACCAUCAUCAUUACAAUCAUUGAAGUUUGGUCGAGAGUAUGAUCAAUCAAUAUCAGCCAAAGUAUUACCACCAUCAUUACAAUCAUUGGAGUUUGGUGAUGAAUAUAAUCAAGCACUUUCGAUUGGAGUGUUACCAACAUCAUUACAAUCAUUGGUGUUUGGUAAAAGAUUUACCCAACCACUAUCAGAUGGAGUAUUACCUACAUCAUUACAAUCUUUGGUGUUUGGUAAAAGAUAUAACCACACCCUAACAAUUGGAGUAUUACCAACAUCAUUACAAACUUUAAAGUUUGAUUGCCCAGGUUCAAAAUCGGUCCUAAGAUUUUUAUGUGAUUUCCAACAACCAAUUGGAAUUAACAAGCGUUUCAUCAAGACAACGUCAUACGGAGUAUUGAAGCUUCCUAGUUUCAAAGAUCAAAUCCUCAUUUUUUCUAAAGACCAAUGCGGCAACAUUGAUCAAUUCGAGGUAGAACCAAGCUCAACUUCUCUUCACUCUUUUCCAUACUCCGCCAACCAAGUGUUUUUGGUCAUGUCUGAAUCACAAGGUGAAUUGUUUGUUUACAAAGAAAUAGAUUACUCAAAGAAACAAAAAGAUCCAAAUCUCUAUGACAAAGUACAAUUUGAAAUCGCAACGAUGAAACUAUUUAUCAACGACGAUAUGUUUGUACAAUACAAAGAUCACCAAGAUGAUAUCAAGGAAAAGAAGAUAUAUCUUUUGACACAUUUCUGUGAGGGUGGUGAUUUAGAACAAAUAUUUCAAUCAAUCUAUCAAUGGAAUGAAUCUCAAAAGCAAAAACAAAGCACCGAAUAUCAAUAUAUUACAGAAUCAGAAAUAUGGCGAUAUAUUCGACGAUUAUUCCUCAUACUUGAAAAACUAUCCCAACACAAUCUUUUACAUCUUGAUAUCAAACCACUAAAUCUAUUUAUUGGAACAGAUGGCGAAAUAGUUCUUGGUGAUUUUGGUUGUUGCCAUUUUCAAAAUCAACCAGUUGAUAAAACCAUAAAUAUUAAUGACACUUCGAAUCUUCCUGUCUCUCGUGGAACAUAUGGAUAUUAUGCACCGGAAUCAAGACAAAAGAAAUAUUACUCUUCAAGUGAUAUAUAUUCGGUUGGUUCAACUCUUUUACAUUUGCUUUCAUGCCAUCCAGAUGAUAUUGAAAAUAGAAGAAAAUUUAUCAAGAACCACAAAGAAAACAACUUUAAUGCAGAACAUAUUAAAAUAUCAACUAUUAGAUAUUCUGAACAUUUAAUUAAUUUUGUCACGAAACUAUUAAUCGCAACACCUCGUGAUCGUCUUUCAUUGGAUGAUUUUAAUGGAGACGUCAACCAACACACACAAAGAAUCACAUCGUUUUUAAUCGAUCAACGACAAAUCCUAUCAAGCACAACAACAUUAAUAUUGGAUGGUGAAUUCAACAGUCCCCUCACUGGAUUACUUCCACCAACACUUUUAAAAUUAAAGUUAUUUGGUAAGUUCAAUCAACCGAUCAAUUGGGGUGAUAUUCCUAGUAGAGUUGAAACAUUAAUACUAGGGUCGUCAUUUAAUAGUGAAAUGAAAGGGCUGCCAAAGUCACUUAAAACACUAGUUCUUGGUAAAUCAUUCAAUCAGCCACUGUUACUAAACCAUUUAAAGCAGGGUCACAAAGGAUUUUUAGGUUUUAGAUGUGCAAUCCACAUAACCACAGCAAAGGAUACUAUAAAGUCAAAUUUGGAAAAAGAUAUCAAUAUUUAUCAUCUCACUGGACACACCAACAUUACCAAUUCAUUCAUCGAAGACAACAAGGUCUGCGAUUUCAUCUUGAUGCUUGGUGAAAAAUGUUAUGGAGUUGGUAAAACCAAGACGGAAAAGGAUAUUCUUCAAUGGGAGAACAACGAUACUUUCAUAUCAAUUGGUUUGGUGGAUAUUGGAGUGGUAUCACAUGUUCAAAAAUCGAUUUAUCCACAUCUGUUUUGUCAAGUAGAUAAACUUAAAUUUGAAGCAUUGAACAAUCAGUUUAGUAACUCCAAAGGUAUUGAAUACCCACUAAAAAAUAUGAUCAAAUUAAUUGAAUUGGACGAAGAUAAUAUUCACCAAGUGUAUCAGGAUGCUCAAUACUUUAAUAUUAGAUUUAUUCCAUUCACCAAAGAAAUGGCCGAUAUAGAACAGCAAGAUCGUGUUGCCAGGGCUAAGAGAGAUGAACAAGAUCAUAUUGCAAAGGAAAAGGCUACAAACGACGAGCUAGAUCGUAUUGCAAAGGAAAAGAGAGACGAGCAAGAUCGUAUUGCAAAAGAAAAGAGAGAUGAACAAGAUCGCAUUGACAAGGAAAAAAGAGAUGAACAAGAUCGUAUCGCAAAGGAAAAAAGAGAUGAACAAGAUCGUAUCGCAAAGGAAAAAAGAGAUGAACAAGGAAAGGUCAGACAAUAG
Molecule: messenger RNA, 8529 nt
Organism: Cavenderia fasciculata
Lineage: Eukaryota; Evosea; Eumycetozoa; Acytosteliales; Cavenderiaceae
Exons: 20
Coding region: 1-8529 (2842 amino acids)
Biological process (GO): protein phosphorylation
Molecular function (GO): protein kinase activity; ATP binding
Source: RefSeq, a predicted model, not a curated record